This is a messenger RNA of Spirodela intermedia, 4350 nucleotides long. The record is from the annotation of a GenBank genome assembly. NCBI's taxonomy places the organism in Eukaryota, Viridiplantae, Streptophyta, Magnoliopsida, Alismatales, Araceae.
AUGGCUGUUGCUGGUGACCAAAGAAACAUUUCACUUGGCGAAAUCACUUGUGGGUCCCUGCUGCAGCAACUGCAGGUAUCCCAUUUUGCUUCAGCUUUUCUCCUCAUUGUUGAAAUUUGUAGAGAAGAGUGGAAGACGAUGUUUUUUUUUUUUUUUCUCUCAGGAAAUAUGGAACGAGGUGGGGGAAAGUGAUGAACAGCGCGACAGGUUGCUGCUUAAAUUGGAUCAGGAUUGCUUGGGCGUCUACCAGAGGAACGUAGAUCAGGCUUCAAAGUCGAGGGCAGAUCUCCUGCAGUCUCUGGCGGAUUCCAAUAUCGAGCUUGGCAAUCUUAUUUCUGCUCUAGGAGAGAGUGGGGAUGUUGGAAAGGUUAGUCAGAUCUCAUAAUGUUGAUUACACUAGUUGGAUCCAGGCAUGUAAAUCUUGCCCAAUGAUUUUUUCAUCAUAUUUUUUAAAAAAUAUAUUAAUUUAAUUUUUUCGUGACUGUUACUGGCAUCUGGUGUGUGGUGAAGGGCAGUAUAUAGCUUCCGUGACAUUUUUGUGAGUCUCUCUUGUCUUCUGCAGCCUCAGAACUCUUGCGGCACAAUAAAGGAACAGCUUGCAGCUAUAUCUCCAGCAUUGGGACACCUGAGGAAACUGAAAGAAGAAAGGAUGAAGGAAUUUACUGAUGUUCAGUCUCAGAUUCAGACAAUAUGUAGAGAGAUUGUUGGAAUCUCAAAGGAGGAUGAGCAGGAGGAUACACUGAUGAUUGAUGAGCACGACCUAUCUCUAAAGAAGUUGAGUAAGUUUCAUACUCAACUCCAAGAACUACAGAGAGAAAAGGUAUUUCCUCCUCACUUCUGGACCCAUUAAACCGUUCAUCUUUUUUCUUUUUCUUUUUUGAAAGUUGUGCGAUAUUUUCUAAGGUUAUGUAUUUUCCAUGUUGCCAGAGUGAUAGGCUGCACAAGGUUCUCGACUUUGUCUGUACAAUUCAUGACCUUUCUGCCAUCUUGGGGAUGGAUUUCGUCAGCACCAUUACUGAAGUCCACCCCAGCUUAAAUGACUCUGUGGGAAUGGAAUCAAAGAGCAUUAGCAACGAAACUUUAUCCAAGCUUGCCAGGACAGUUCUUGCUCUGAGAGAGGAUAAGAAGCUGAGGCUGCAGAAGGUUAUUGUCGUCCAUUUUUGUUUUCAUUCUAAAAUUUUUUUUGUCAAAAGGGCAUUUCUCCUCCAUUUAUUUUUUUCCCCUCUAUUUUUAUUUAAUUAUAUCUAGUAAUAGUCGCACAGGCAGUGCGAUGAUGGACUUGAUUGGCAGUAUGAUUUCAUUAAAAAAUAUGGUUUUUCCCAUUCUUGGAAGCGUAUUGAAUUCAAGUAAAAUUAUUUAAUAUGUUGGCUGCUAAAACACUUUCAUGGCUUAUGAGAGUAUGUGCUCUGUCCUUCAAUUGAGGGUAUACCUCGUUACGCCCUAAUCAUUAUGUAUGUGGUUCAAGUCCCACUUGGUCAACAGAUCGAUAUCAGAGCUCUUUUUCACUUUUUGUUCUUUUUGAUGAAUACCUUCUCCUCCUCCUCGUUGACCAUCUCAGGAUGUCGCCAAGUCCAGAGCUUUUUGAUUGGGCUCAUACACUUCAUAGACAAUUUCUUCCCAGUUUUGUAGACAUACUCUUUGAAGCAUUUUCCUCAAUGUGGGUGAGAUUUUUUUUUUACUAAAUACGAAAGGAAAUAUGUGUUUCUAUGUUUGGUUGCUUCCUUGGGUCUAGUUAAGUUGCCUUUUGGGGUGGUGAUCAUCUUCGUUGUGAAACAGCUUUAUCUACCUCCAAAAAUUAUCAUCCUUCCUUGUCUUCUUCCUCGUCGAAUAGAUCGCUAUAUGUCAUAUAUCCCAUUUUCUUCAUGGGAUGUUAUUCUGUCAAUGAGGUUCAGAGUGCUGCCUUGAACAGCUCCUUUUUUUUUAAAAAAAAAAAUAAAUUAUGGGGAGGGUAUCCGUCUGUGCAUGUCCUGUAAAUAAGUGUGGUGUUCUAAGUAGAACAAUUCCAAGUAUGAAGGAUAUCUGCUAGGAUCGAGCUUCAUCAACACUCGACCAUGCAAGAAAUAAAUCAUAUCGUACACAAUGUGCCUGAUGCAUCAUAUAUGAUACUAAAAAAAAAAAAUCAUUUUUUUUGUUUUAUCCAGCACCCAUAGAAUCCGGCAGUUGACUACUUCUGGUCUGGAAACCAUUUCAGCUUCAAGAGUCAGCUGCACAGCUGACUGAGCUUUGGAACCUCAUGGAUACUCCCAUGGAGGAGCGGAGACUGUUUGAUCACGUUACCUGUAACAUCUCAGCGAGUGUUGACGAGGUCACAGUUCCUGGAGCUCUAGCUCUUGAUCUGCUGGAGCAGGUGAGAAAAUUGUUUUAUUUUAGCAGGGGUUUUCUAUAAAUAACAAAGUUCCUUGUUCGGAUCCGAUUUCCCUUUUAUCUCAAAGGCUGAGGCUGAAGUGGAGAGGCUAGAUCAGUUGAAGUCCAGCAAGAUGAAGGAGAUUGCCGCGAAGAAACAAGCCGAGCUUGAAGAGAUAUACACUCGGGCCCACAUAGAAAUUGACUCGGUCGCUGCCCGAGAAAAAAUAAUGGCCAUCAUUGACUCGGGCAACAUCGAGCCUUAUGAAUUGAUAGCCGACAUGGAUAAUCAGAUCUUAAAAGCCAGAGAGGAAGCCCUGAGCAGGAAAGAAAUACUGGAAAGGGUUGACAAAUGGAUGUCAACGUGUGAGGAAGAGAGCUGGCUUGAAGACUACAAUCGGGUUAGUGUGCUUUCAUUUUCUGAAAGUUAUCAAUUCAAAAAAAUCCGAUAAAGACAUAUUAUUGCUCAAACGCAACUGAUAAUAAAUGGUAAGCAAAGUACUGAUCAUCAAGUAGACUAAUUAAAUCAUGAUUUUAAUAUGUAAAUCAUAACUUUUGUGAUAUGAAAUAUUUAUGAUCAUUUUCUGAAUAAUAUUCAAUAUUCUAAGAAUCAUGAGUAGGUAAGUAGGGUUUCAUUUAUUAAAAUUUUUUAUGGGAAUUAUUUGAUGGAGAAUCUAGGCACUGGUUCAGGCUGAUUUCCAUAUUUGGUUAUCACGUUCUGUUUCAAUUCAGAGGCUGAAGGCUCUGUACUUCAUUGGAGAGGGGACGGGAUUACUGGGUUUUUUUCUUUUUCUUCCUGUUGUUUUGACUUUUUGUGCGUUUCGUUGACCAGGAUGAGAACAGAUACAGCGCAGGCAGAGGUGCUCACUUGAACCUCAAGCGUGCGGAAAAAGCUCGUGUGCUUGUGAACAAGAUUCCAGGUAGAGUAGAGAUCAUCUGCCGUAUAGAUUCUAAUAAUGCUGCUUUCGGGUUGCUGCCGAGGGGUGUGGCCGGGCAUACUUUUUUCUCUGAAGUUGACUUUGGGACUUUGACAAGUCUCUUGGGCCCUUCCUUUGAGCCACUGGUUGACUAGUAUUAAGCAGAUGAGCUCAAUUUUCUAUGCAAUUUUCCAAACAUUCUCUAGGAUUGAUUAUGAGGCUCGAUCCUAGCUAAAAAAAGGAAAAACAACAGGUUUUGACUUGUCUCUGGGUCUUUAUUUUUUGCCACUAGGUUGACUAUGGUCGAUUGCUUGAGCUCUAUUUUCCAUGCAAUUUGCCCAGCAUUCUCUAGGUUUGACUUUGAGACUCGAGCCUGGCAAAAAAAAGGAUGUUUUUUUCUUUACUGGUCUGUGGGUCUUUCUUUUGAGCCACCCGGUUGACUGGGUCAACGGCUUGAGCUCUAUUUUCCAUGGAAUUUGUCAAACAUGCUCCUGCUAGAUUCUUCCUUUCUAUUUGGGGUUAACUGCAACUCUAAUUGGAUUCUUCCUUUUGGGCACCUGCAGCCCUCGUUGAGGCUCUGGUCGCCAAGACGCGAGCUUGGGAGGAAGACCACGGUUUGACCUUCGUCUACGACGGCGCCCCCCUUCUGGCAAUGCUGGACGAGUAUGUCAUGCUCAGACAGGAGAGAGAAGAGGAGAAGCGGAGGAUGAGGGUAACUACUCGUCGACUUCCCUCUGGUCGCCACUGUCCUCGUUGACUUUUUUGGCAUUUGCAGGAUCAGAAGAAGUUCAACGAGCAGCUGAACGCCGAGCAAGAGGCCCUGUUUGGCUCCCGGCCGAGCCCCAGCCGGCCGCUGGGGGCUAAGAAGGCGGUGGCGGCGCGGGUCAACGGGAAUGGGACCCCCGGCCGGAGGGCCUCUUCCGCCGCCCACGGCGCCGGGAGCAACGGCGGCGGCGCCCGGUCCGCCACCAGGGACGGGAAGAGGGAUGGCUCUCGGCUCUCAGCUCCGGCGAACUACGUGGCCGUCGCAAAGGAGGACGCCGCCGCCUCCUACAUCUCCGGGGACAAGCCCCUACCCGUGACCCCUUGA